CAAAACAAGCCAUGCAAUUUAAACUGAUACGUUUGUACAUGAAGUAGGUUUCUUCUUAUUCUUUGAAAGAAAGGAAAAAUUAAAUUAAAUUUUCUCAUAUAACUGAAAAACAAAGUCUCGCUAAUCAUUAUUAGUUUUGAUAGCUUUCACGCUGAAACUUAGAUCAAUAUUGAUGUUGUGGAUUUGCAAAUUUUGUGUACAUCGUUUUGCUUGGUUUUUUGACUUUUGCAUUAGUAAUGGAGUUUACGCUGCUGCUAAUAGUUAUAAAUUUUCUAUUAUUCAAUUGUCAAUUGCCGCCAACAUUAUAUCGUUAUGGAGAUUUUUAUCCUAAAAAAGGAAAUAAUGAUGCACAAAAUACCGAGAUUUUAAUUAGUGGAGGGAUACGUGAUGUCAUUAAGAGAAACUCACCACGUUUUCGGAAGAUUCUAGUUAGGAACUCGGAAUCAAAUAUUGAUUUUCAAACUGAGGAUUCUCGUCUAAUGACAUCGCGAGCAAAACAAAAAAUUGAUACGCUUGCAGGUUUGGUUACAACACGAUUUGGAAAAAAUAUGAAAGUGAAUGUACUUAAAGCAUGGACAGAUGUGGUCGAAAAAGAAGACAAACUAUCAUUGCACUAUGAAGGUCGAGCAUUUCUGAUUCGUGCUUCAAAUAAUGACAAGAAAUUGCUUAGCGAUCUUAUGGUUUUAGCACGUGAAGCCGGAUUCGAUUGGGUUUAUUAUAAAAAUGAGGAUUCUAUCUACCUGAGUGUGAUCCCUGAUGUUUGCCAAACUAAGUUGGAUCUUUCGAUUGUUGUUGAUAGCUCAGGAAGUAUUGGCAUUGUAAACUUUGUUAAAGUCAAAAACUUUUUAACAAACCUGGUUGAUUUUUUUAAUGUUGGACUAGAUGAAACAAGAAUUGCUUUGAUUAGCUAUUCUUAUAGUGUUCAUGUUGAAUUUCGGCUGAAUGAAAAGCAAAAUAAACCAGCUAUGAAAGAAGCAAUCAACAAAAUAAAGUACCAGAGAUCAAUCACUGCUACAGGUGAUGCCUUAAUGACUUUAGUAAAUACAAUUUAUAAUGAAAAUAAUGGCAUGAGAAGGGAUAAAUCUAUACCAAAGAUUGGAGUUUUAUUGACUGAUGGUUACUCAAAUGGUGACGUUGAUGUUUUUUAUGCAGCAAAGCGUGUUAAGGAGGCUGGUAUUAGCAUGUUUGUUAUUGGAGUAUCUGAUAGUGUGUAUAUGUCUGAAAUACUAGCAAUUGCCAGUCCACCAGUAAAUCAACAUUACAUUGUAAUUGACAGUUUUACAGAUCUUUCUGGUUUCCUUGAUCAAGUUACUGCUGUUUCCUGUGAUGAAGGGGCUCUACUGAGUAAAUGUGAUAAUGCAGAAACAGCUGUUGAUGGUGGAUCCUUUAAAUACUUUCAAACUAAGUUUACAGGAAAAAAUCAGCGUAUCUCUGUUGAAUUAGUUGAUAAGCAAGGCUUGUCUUUUAUUUAUGUUUCAAUAAAGCUACGAAAUCCUGGGCCUUUAUCAGAAGAAAAAGAUGUAAACAAAAGUGAAAGCAACAUAUCACCACGAAUAAUAUCAAUAGAUCUACCUUCUACUGGUGAAACUAUCAUUUACAUUGCUGUCCAAGGUCAAAAAGAUUACAAUGUGUUUGAACUGAGUAUAUGGGAAUCAUUAUUUAUAACUGAUCAAAUCUCUGUUAACAUAUCAGAAAAUGAAAUAGCUGGACACCAAGUUUUGGUUGUACAAACAUUAAGUCAUCCAGAAAGCUUUAACUAUAUAAUCAAAGAUGGUUUGAAUAGUGGUGACUUCCGAAUUGACAACAAUGGAAAAAUAACAACAAAUAAAAGUCUUGACAGAGAAAGCAUAUCUAGUUAUAAGUUAAGUGUUAUAGCUGAAGAUAAAAAUGAUAAAUGUCACAAAGGUUUAAUAUCAAUUGUAAUAAAUGUUGAUGAUAAAAAUGACAACAAACCAGAAUUUGAAAAACAAGAAUACAAAGUAGAACUAAGAGAAGAUACUCCAUUAAAUCAGUUUGUCAUACAGGUUCAAGCUACAGACAAAGAUACUGGUAAAAAUGCUGAGCUGACCUAUGAACUAUCUGGCUCAAAUCAAGAUAUUUUUAAAAUUGAAAACAAAACAGGUAUAAUUAAAACAAACAAAGCUCUUGAUUAUGAAUCUAAAUCAAGUUAUACAAUUGGGUUAGUUGUUUUUGAUUCGGGUGCUAAUGUACUAGUUGGAAAUGCUAGCCUGAUUGUAACUGUGACUGAUGUGAACGAGCCACCAGAGUUUGUAAAUUGUAAGAUACCAAGAAGUUGCAAUUUUAGAAUUAAUGAAAAUCAACCAGAAAACACAAUUGUUGAAAAAAAUUUAACUGCUAUAGAUCCAGAUACAACACCAUGCAGCCUAAUCUACAGUAUUGUUUCUCUUGAUAAACAGUAUUUUAAAAUUAUAGGUAACACAAUACAAACAAGAAUGCCUCUUGAUAGAGAAGCAAAAGAAAGUUAUUCUUUAGAAGUGUCAGUUAAAGAUUGUGGGACACCCCCACUCCACGCAUUCACAAUUAUUAAUGUGGUUUUAAAUGAUUUAAACGAUAAUUAUCCAAAAUUCUCUGAAUCUUCUUAUAAGUGUUUUGCUAAAGAAGAUUUACCUAAAAAUGCUACACUGUGUGCAGUUACAGCAAAUGAUAUUGAUGCUGGGAUUAAUGCUAAAAUUAUUUUCAGCAUUUCCAGUUCUAAUGAAGGUAUACGUAUCAAUAGAAAUAAUGGAAUACUCACCUUGGAUAAUAGUUUAGACAGAGAAACAAAACCAUUUAUUGAAUUAGUAAUAACUGCUAUAGACCAAGGAACGCCUUCACUUCGUUCUUCAGUCAACUUAACAAUUGUUGUGGUAGAUGUCAAUGAUAAUGCUCCAAAAUUCAUUGGAAAUAGAAAGCUUAAUAUUGAUGAAAAUGUUAAAACUAGAACGCUGGUUGCCAAACUUGGGGCUGUAGAUAUUGAUGAAGGUCUCAAUGCUCAAGUUCGUUUUUUAAUCACUUCUGGUAAUACAGAUGACAUGUUUACUAUCAACAAUCAAGGAGAGUUAGUUACUCAAAAGCAACCAGAUCGUGAAAAGAUUGACUUUUAUAGUCUUAAUAUAACUGUGCAUGAUUUGGGUGAUCCAUCUUUAUCAAAUACAGCUGUGUAUACAAUUCAAAUCAAUGAUCUUAAUGACAACAGUCCUGUUUUUGAUAAGUCUCCAUACAUUUUAACUGUUAAAGAAAAUCAAAAAAACAGCACAUUAAUAACAAAGAUCAUUGCUACUGAUAUGGAUCUUGGCAUUAAUAAAGAGAUCACUUAUGGAAUUUUGGGUGGAAACCAAGAAAAUGUUUUUUUUCUUGAUCCCAACAUAGGAAGUUUAACCUUAAUAACUACUCUUAAAUUCAGGAAGCAAAAAAAAUACACCCUGAAUGUAGCUGCAACUGAUAAAGGAUCACCAUCAAGAUCUUCAGAAACUGUUAUUGAAAUUACUGUGGAAGAUACAAAUGAUUUUGCACCAAUAUUUAUUGAUGAUCCUUAUAAAAAGUCUUUAAACGAGAAUGUAGAUAUUGGAACUAAUGUUUUGCUAAUCAAAGCUAAAGAUAAUGAUACUGGUCCGAGUGGAGAUCUUACAUUUUCAAUACAGAAUCUGCCAAGUUUACCAUUUAUUAUAAAUUCUAAAACAGGUUUGAUUUCAACAAAAGGGUUUAUUGAUUAUGAAGUAACUCCAAGUUUUUCAUUCACUGUCUAUGUUCAAGAUGGUGGAACCCCAUCUUUCAAAGCUAAUGCAUCAGUUUUUAUACAAAUUGUUGAUUUGAAUGAUAAUGCUCCAAUCAUGGCGAAUCAAACCAUUUAUGUAGUAGAAAAUGAAGUUAAAGAGAAAAAAAUAUUUGUUUUAAAUGGUGUAGACAAAGAUAGUGGUUCAAACUCUAUAAUAGAUUACUCUUUAAUUGAUUCAAAAUUACCUUUUAAAAUUCAGGAUGAUCAACUAAGGGUUAAUGGCAUUCUUGAUCGAGAAAAUAUUAGUAAAUAUAGCUUAGAUAUCAUUUUAACUGAUCGUGGCAUACCACCGCAAAAAAGUAUAUCAACAAUUAUUGUCAUUAUUAAUGAUGAAAAUGAUAACGAUCCUAAGUUUCGAAAAAGUUUGUAUGAUUGCUCUGUUCGAGAAAAUUCUCCCGUUGGUACAUUUGUAUGUUCUGUUGAAGCAAGUGAUGUUGAUGUUGGAGAAAAUGCCUCAUUGUCAUUUUUUAUUUUUGAUGCCCUGUUAAAAAUAGAUAAGAUAAGUGGUGAAAUUACUACCAACAAAUCUCUAGAUAGAGAAGUGUUAAAUAACAUAACAACUACAAUCCAAGUUAAAGACAAUGGCAAAAAACAGAGAGAAUCUACAGUUACUUUAAGUGUAACAAUACUUGAUGAAAACGACAAUAAACCAGCAUUUAGUUUGGUCAGCUACAAUUAUAGUUUUAUUGAAGAACAAAAUGCUGGAACAGAAGUUGGGAAAGUUUUUGUCACUGAUGAAGACAUAGGAAGCAACAAAGAAAUUGUGUUUGGUGUAAUAGGCACUGAUAGAUUUUGGAUUGAUAGCCAAGACAAUGGUAUAGGUAUUAUAAAAGCAAAAAAAAUGAAUCGUGAAGAAAAGGACUUCUACCAGUUUAUAAUAAGAGCCUCUGAUAAAGGAACACCUUCUCUUUCUUCUUUUGUCAAUGUUGCUGUUACUAUUACAGAUAUAAAUGAUAACGUGCCAUUAAUUGAAGAAAAGAUGUAUCAAAGAAAUAUUAAAGAAACUGUAUCAAAUGGGACGUUUGUUCUAAAGAUUACUGCCUCUGACCUUGAUAUUGGUAAAAAUGGUCAGUUUGUUUAUGAAAUUAAAAGCAGCCCAAAUUCCGAUCAUUUUUUUAUUAAUUCAAAUACAGGUGUGAUCACAACAGCUGCAGCCUUAGAUUAUGAGACAGUUGCAUCUUAUAUUUUGAAUAUUGAAACUAUAGAUCAAGGGUCACCCCCUUUAUCUGACAGUGCAGUUGUUAACAUAAGUAUCAUUAAUGAGGACCACACAGCUCCAAAGUUUGAACAAGUAAAGGGAGUAUCUAUAUAUGAAGAUCUUGGAGUUAAUCAACCUAUCAUGCAGUUUAAGGCAACUGACGCUGAUGGUUCAAACUUAACAUAUAAAAUUAUUGGAGGAAAUGAUGAGGAUACAUUUCAAAUUAACCAAGUCACAGGGUUAUUAUCUUUAAAAAAAAGUCUAGAUCGCGAGAGGAAAGAUUUUUAUAACAUCAGUGUUGAAGCUUCCAACGAAAAAAAAACAGAGGUUGUUUACCUACCAGUUGGAGUCCUAGACGUUAAUGAUAAUUAUCCUAUUUUUAAUCAUGAAUCUUAUUCUGGAAAUGUUGAAGAAGAGAGUGAUGAUUUUACAAGAGCCAUUGUUACUGUUAUUGCAACUGACAAAGAUUUAAACUUAAAUGCAGAAAUUGAGUACAAAAUUGUUUCUGCACACAAUAAUACAUUUGAAGUAGACUCAAAAUUAGGUAUAUUACGUUCUAAAAUAAAAUUGAAUCGUGAAGAAACAGAGACUUACAUAAUUGAAGUUGCAGCUGUGGAUAAAGGUAUACCUUCUCUUCGCACUAGUGUUUUUAUCACUAUCGAUGUUGCUGAUAUUAAUGACAACUAUCCAAAGUUUGAAAAUGAUGUUUAUAACAUUUCUGUCAAGGAAAAUUUAGGAGCUGGUCACUUUUUAAUCCAGUUAAGAGCAUUUGAUAUUGACAAGAAUGAAAACGGAACAGUUGCUUACAGUAUUAGUGCAGAUUGUAAGAGUUUUUUUUCAAUUAAUGAAUCAACUGGACUGUUAUAUGCAUUGAUUAAUUUUGAUAGAGAGGAAAAAGAUUCUUAUACAAUCAAAGUGAAAGCUUUUGAUCGUGGUAUUCCAUCAAAAUCUAGUGAAACUUUAGUUAACAUCAUAGUUUUAGAUGUAAAUGAUAAUGCACCUGUAAUCCAAACAAAAACUUUACCUGCUGUAAAUGAAAGUGUUUCUAUAGGAACAAAUCUUUUUCAGAUCUUAGCAGAUGAUUCUGAUAUUGGUAUUAAUAAGGUUUUAGUUUUUAGCAUCACACCUGAUAUCUUUCGCAUUGAUAACAAUGGAAAUAUUUUUUUAAAUAGACCUUUAGAUCGUGAGCUUGUUUCUCAACAUAAUGUUUUGGUAAAGGUUGAAGAUACAGGUACACCUAGACUUCACACAAGUAUGAAUUAUAUCAUAAAUGUCACAGAUGAUAACGAUAAUGCACCAGUAUUUUUAAACACUUCUUAUUAUGUUGAUUUAGAAGAAAAUUUUCAAUCAAAAAAGUUAUUAUUUAAAGCCCAUGCUAAUGAUAUUGAUAUUGGAAUAAAUUCUCAAAUAGCUUAUAGUAUUCUUAACAACAAAGAAAUUUUUUUGAUCAAUGCUUCUACGGGUGAUAUUUAUACCAUGAAAGCUGUAGACUAUGAAACUAUACAAUCUUUUGUAUUAAAUAUUUCUGCUUCUGAUUGGAAGUUCACUACCUUUGCUACUGUUGUAGUUACUAUUAUUAAUCUUAAUGAUAAUUAUCCUCAAUUUGAAAUGGUGGAAUAUUUUGCUUCUAUACUUGAAAAUGCUACAAGAAAUAGUCUUGUUGUAAAUGUAAAUGCCAAUGAUCUUGAUGCAUUUGGAAAGCUUAGUUACAUUUUAUCCAAUACAACAGAUCUUCCUUUUAUAAUUGAGAGUGAAACAGGAAGUAUCAAAGUAUUAAAUAAUUUAGAUAGAGAGAAAAUUGGAAGUUAUUCCUUUAAAGUUAUUGUUUUUGACAAUGGCAAUCCAAAAUUACACAAUGAAACUAAUAUUGUAGUUAAAAUCUUAGAUGUCAAUGACAACCGUCCUAAAUUUAAAUCAAAUUCAGAAGUUAUUUCUUUAAAAGAAAAUAAACCAGUAGGCACAUCAAUAUCUUUAUUAUCACCCACAGCAUCUGAUGAAGAUAUUGAAGAGAAUGCCAUUCUGCGAUAUGAGGCUGUUCAAAAUAGUUAUGAUCUUUAUGUAAAUAAUGUAACUGGUGAAAUUAAAACAUUGCGUGUUUUUGACAGAGAGUUCCAGUCAAGUAUAACUUUUACUUAUGUUGCGUACGAUCUUGGAAAUCCUAAACUGUUUUCUGAAAAGCGGACAAUAAUUCUAAAUAUUGAAGAUGAGAAUGACAAUGCUCCAAUGUGGAUUACAAAUCCAUCUCCAAAUAUUCUUGAAGAUUAUCCAAUUAAUACUCAAAUUUUUGUUAUGGAAGCCUCUGACAAUGACCUAGGACAGAAUGCUGAUAUAAGCUAUUAUAUUAAAGAUGAUUCAAUGUUUCAAAUUUCAUUAUCAGGUGCAGUUUCUUUAAAAAAAAGUUUGGAUCGAGAAACAAAAGACUUUUAUAAUUUGACAAUUUUUGCGCGUGAUAAUGGAGACAUACCUCUUGAAAAUUUUAUUACUGUUAAUAUCACAGUUUUAGAUGUCAAUGACAAUUAUCCAAUUUUUAAUGAGGAUGAAUUGCAUGCAGAAAUAAAAGAGAACAGUAAAGGAAUAAAUGAAUUAGUGAAGCUUCAAGCAACAGAUCAAGAUAUUGGUAGUAAUGCACAGAUAUUGUACUCUCUUCAACAUGACUUAUUUUCUGUUAAUUCUACAACUGGGCAAGUCAUAGUUCUUCGAGCACUAGAUCGUGAAGAAAUAAGUCAAUAUAAUAUUACAGUUGUUGCCAGAGACAAUGGGAAUCCUUCUCUGCACACAGAAGCUUUAUUAAUUGUGGAUGUUUUAGAUAUGGAUGACAACUGUCCAGUAUUUACCUCGUCUUUUUAUAAAGAAACAAUUUUAGAAAAUCUACCAUAUGGGACAUCCAUUUUGCAAGUGACAGCCACUGACAAAGAUAUUGGGGCAAAUGCUGAUUUGAACUAUGGCAUUCUAGAGAGCAAUGAUCGUGGGGCAUUUAAAAUAGACUCUGUUUCAGGCUGGAUUACUGUUAUGACUUCAGAUAAAGUAGAUCGUGAGUUUUCAGAAGUAUAUCACCUUUUAAUAAAAGCUGGCUCUACAUCAUGUGGAUAUACUGAAAGUGACAAUGUGGGUGAAGGGGGGGAAGUAAAAAAUAAUUACACAGUAGCAAAUGUCUAUAUUACUGUAACAGAUAUAAAUGAUAAUGCACCAAUAAUUUUAAAUGUUGAAAAUAAAAUCUAUUACGAAAAUGUUCUCACAACUGAUAUUGUUGUUGUUAAUGCAACUGAUAAGGAUUUAGGAAAAGGUGGAGAGAUUGAAUUUAGUAUAAUGCGCAUUGACCAGAAAGUUGUUUCUAAUCAAGUUCAGAACUAUGUCAUGAUAGGUGUCUCAGAUAAGGGUGAUAAACCUUUAUCAAGUAAUGCCACUUUUAUUGUUAUCAACACUGUUACAUGUGAUGCUAUGUAUUUUUCUAUCACUGAAGUUGGUCUUUUGAAAGUAAGCAGUUUAUGCUCUGUGCAAAAUCAGAAUUCACAAUCUGAGAUUGUAGUUUUGGUAAACAAUUCAGUUUCUUUGUCAUGCAUUGCAACUGGCAAUUCUCCUGUAAUCUAUCGAUGGUCAAAAGAUGGAAGUCUUGUUUCUGGGUGGUCUAAUGAUGGCAAUAUAUCAUUGCCAUCAGUAAAACCUGAUUAUGAAGGAUCCUAUGCAUGCAUUGCAUCAAGUAAACCAGGAGUUAUUCAGUCAAGUGUGACAAAACUGUUAAUACAUGAAAAACCCUCGAUUCUGAAACAACCUACUAACGUUGUUGUAAACGAAAAGGAGACAGCUAUUUUAACAGUCAAAGCUACCGCAACUCCACGUCCAACAUAUCAAUGGUUUAAAAAUGAUUUACCGAUAAAACAUGCAACUCAAGAUGAAUUUGUUUUGGAAUCAACAAUACCGGCGGAUUCUGCUACUUAUUUUUGUAAUAUUACAAACAACCAAGGACAAGUUCAGUCCGAAAAAGUAAAGAUAAACGUUGUUAAUCGGGAAAGCGUGGUUGAACUAAAUAUAAAGAUAUUAAAACCAAACAUUAAAAAUUUGUGUUUUGAUUUUUUCUUAGAAGAUUUUGAGGAGCAAGCUAAAGUUAUAUUAAAUCGACCACUGUAUGUUACAAACUUUCGAAAUACCGAAAACAUAAAAAAACUUUGUAACCGAACAGCUUGCAGUAAAAAUCCUUGCCGAAAUAAAGGUUUAUGCGAAAUCAUAGAUACCGGGUUUCAAUGUGUUUGCACAGACUCCUGGCAAGGUCAAACAUGCGAAGAAAAUGUUAAUGAAUGCGCUCCAGAUUCGAACACUUGUAAUAAAGGAAAUUGCACUGAUAUAAUCGGUACGUUUAGAUGUGCUUGUCCGCAAGGGAAGUCUGGAAAUCGGUGUCAAUAUAAUUCAAAUGCAUGCCAAAGUAACAAGUGUAUUGAAAAGAAUGAAGUUUGCGUACCUUUCGAGAGCAACAGUGAAACAGUAAAUCAAACAUUUCGGUGCAUUAGUAAGUCUAACAUAAUAACGCUUAUAUCGAAACCCAUUAUGAAUUGGAGUCUUCCAACACAAUACGAUUUGGAACUUUCUCUUAAUCGCAUAGUAAAAGCAAUAAACAUGUCCGUACCUGCAGAUAGAAAACGGAAAAGGAAAGAUAUUUCUGUCAUGGAUUUCGGGCACUGCAUUGUACAUGUGACAGAUCACGUUUUAAAAAAUGAUGAAUCAAAAGUGUUUUUUAUACUUGAUUGCACAAUUAGUAAGUUGGGUAGCAAUAAAUCGGCCAUCUUCUUUUCACCUAACGUUGUAAAAGGAUUUUGUUUGCAAUUACUUUCCAGCGAUGAUACUUUUAGUCAGUGCGGACAACUUGAUGGAUUUAUGCAUAAACCUGUAGUGCCAAAAAUGACGCCAUUGAACGCCAAUGUUCACAUUGUAAUAAAAGACGGCAACGAAAAAGUACUACCAGCUGAUAAAGCCAUUCAAAUCAUGAAGGAAAAUGAUUUUGCUUAUCAUUUAGAAAAAUACAAUUAUAAAGUUAUAAGUGUUCGAAGUGCUUACGAUAAACCAAUACAAGAAAAAAAAGGGCGAACUCUCGUGAUAGCUAUUUCCGUCACCUGCGCUUUUGUUAUAAUAGCUGUUGUUUUCGUGUCUGUUUAUCGACGCCGUUGCUCAAAAACAAACGAUAAAAAUAACCAAUCAUCUAUUAUGUUUCAGCGAUCUAUGAUGGUCCACGACGCUAGUACUUCUAAUCUUAUUCCUGAUUAUACAAGCAAAACAAAUAAGGCUUAUGAUGAAAAAAACGAUGAUGAUAAUGACGCAGCAUUUAUGUUCGAAGUGCCUACUGAUCUUAUUUCAAAAAAAAAAUAAGGUUCAUGUUAAUUGAACACGAAAUGAGGUUCAUGUUAAUUCAUUGUUGAAGUGCCAACUAAUCUAAUUUCAAAAAAAAUAUCGAGGUUCGUGUAAAUUUAUGUUUACAUUUCCAACAGAUCUUAAUUCAAAAAAGUGUUAAGACUUAUGUAAAUUUAUGUUUGAAGUGCCAACUGAGCCUAUUUCAAAAUAGUAUAUUAAGAUUCGUGUAAAUUUAAACUAAUAUUGUAAUUAAAGUUGUAACUAUUUUUUAGUAUACAAUAAUUUAGUAUAAAAACGUUAUUGUAAUGUUUGAUGUAAAAUUUUAUAAAUUUUUUAAUUUACUUUCUCAACUAAAAAGGUGUAUAAACCACUUUGUAAAAUCAUCUUAGUGUAAAAUCAUGACUUAUUUCAA
This is a messenger RNA of Hydra vulgaris (swiftwater hydra), 10722 nucleotides long. Its product is annotated as cadherin-related tumor suppressor. Gene Ontology annotation, cellular component: plasma membrane; cell-cell junction. The record is from RefSeq and is a predicted model, not a curated record. Gene Ontology annotation, molecular function: calcium ion binding. Gene Ontology annotation, biological process: cell-cell signaling; multicellular organism development; homophilic cell-cell adhesion. NCBI's taxonomy places the organism in Eukaryota, Metazoa, Cnidaria, Hydrozoa, Anthoathecata, Hydridae.